AUGCCCACAAAUCUUGUACUACAUUAUCCUAACCUCAUUUAUGAACGUCGGCUUCAUCCACACAGUCAGCUACAGGUCGAAAACGGUCAAUCAACAGGCUUUUGUUGUUCUGGUCUUAGUUGCAGACUCAAACCCAUCCACUCUUCGAAGUAUUACAAUCCUCGCCAUCAACCCAACAAGCCUUUAAUCGGUAUCAAGUGCCCAUUCCAAGGUGGCUCCAUUCGCACAUAUAAUCGCUUAAAUUUCAUUCAGGACAUUCGCACAUUGAAUCACGCAACUCACCCUUCAUCCGACAAACCAGCCAACAAUCAAGAACAACAUUCCAGUCCUUCAGUUCAGCGUCACAAGAGAAUAAACCAUCACCACAAUAAUAAAUCGAUGCCUGACAAUAAACGAGCGCGAUUGCCAUGUGCGGGAAUAGACGGGGUAGUUACUCACAAAGGAAAAUCCAAGCACAGCAAUCGCCAAUGCCAAUGGCAAGCGUGUACUGAUUGCUGCCAAUCUCAGCGAGAUGCAACUGGAUCAAAGUGCCACACACACAAAAGCGGGGAGCGUGCAAAGAACGUCAUACCAAACACCCAACCUUUCCUUAAUACCGUCAUUGAAACCGCAGAAACUAGCAACAUUGGACUUACGCCCGCGACAAACAACCAUGACAGCAAUUCCAGCUCACAAAUUAACGAUGCGAACUUACUUGGGCCGGCCCCACCGCUGCAUCCUUUGGUUCUAUCACCUUCUACUAUGCGCAUGUACCACCUCAACCGAUCAAAUGAAGAGGAAGCAAAGCGAGCAGUAGAGGAGGCCGACGCAAGAUGCGACAAAAACAUCUCUAUAUCGUUAUGGUUGAAGUCUUACAAGCGUUUAUUGCAGGCGGAAGACGAUCCAAUCCCCUUCAUGUUUGCAUCCAAAUCCAUGAAGCAAUUUGCGAUAUCCAAGUGUGAAGCAUUGAUGAUUUUUCUUAAAACAUACGAUCCUCAUUGGAACAAGUUACUGCGUGUGUACGACGCCAGAUCAGACAGAUGGAAUUUCACCUUGGUCGAAACAUCAAUACCUAUGUUGAACCCGCUUCGCGAAGCGUUGGUCUGCUUGUCCACAGUGGACCCGAAGUUGUGCCAAGGUCUGCCACCACUUCAAGCCAGGCUCAGCCCAGCAGUUAGGUCGAACAUCCGAGCCACAGUUGAUUCACUCCGAGCGACACCCAUCCAGACGCCCAACAACAAUCGAAUUUACACCAUUCAAUCAAGUUCCGGCUCAGCAACAAGCUCCUCCAGCUCCUACGGGAGCAACAAUUCGCCAAUGCCCGUUGCUUCCAAACACCGCAAAACCCCUCCAAAUGCAGAUGAACCAACACCUUUGCUUUCGAUCACAAUCCACCAUGGUGCCAACACAGUCGAAGAACCUGAGAUCGAGGUCGUUGCAGUCAGAGGACCAAAAUUCUCUUGCAACAUAUUCAAUGAACCACCAAGCCCUACACCUAUACCUCCAGUAUCGAAAAUCAUCUCACCUUCCACCGGCGAUGUAGUAGCUGCAAAUGAGGACAUUUCGUUCAGCAGUUCACCCCCUUCCAUCAGUGAGCAUCCUGCUCUUCGUGACAGUGCACCAGCGGCCAGCAAUCAACCACAUAUUCCCACGGCGGAGGCGGUCACCUCGGCUCCUGGCCCAGUCACAAAAAGGCGGACGGAAACCACCGUGGCCAUCCAGCGACAUUCCCAUGCAAACUAUGCUGCAAUGGUAUUCAAAACACAAGGCCACGCCAGAGAGGUCACCCCAGAGAAAUGGGAAGAAUUUUUGAAGCAUUGUGACCGUCACAAUGUUGCCGCCACGUUUGGCACAGCCAAAUCUCCAAUUUGGUUUGCUAAACAAUUAGGGGAAGCACGAUGA
This is a messenger RNA of Melampsora larici-populina 98AG31, 1881 nucleotides long. RefSeq lists its product as uncharacterized. The transcript has 7 exons. Lineage: Eukaryota; Fungi; Basidiomycota; Pucciniomycetes; Pucciniales; Melampsoraceae. The coding region runs from base 1 to 1881 and encodes 626 amino acids. The record is from RefSeq and is a predicted model, not a curated record.